AUUCGGAUGUAGGCCUAUAACUAAUUCUUCCACAACAAGUACACAAGAACCACGUCUACUUGAUUUUGAGUGAAGUGUCCGUGGUUACCAUACUAUGGGGGGGCUGCAGUUCCAGUGGCCAAGUGAUUAAGACGUCUGACAUUCUGCUACCACUAGCCAUCCACCACUGGGUCACAGGUUCGAGACCGACGUGGGGCAGUCACCAGGUACUGGCGGUUGGUUGGUAGUUUUUCUUCGGGAACUCCAGCUUUCCUCCACCAUCAAAACCUGGCACGUCCUUCAAUGACCAUAGCUGUUAAUAGGACGUAAAACACAAACAAACUAAUCACUGCUGUGUGAUUCUCUUUAUUUGAAAAAGUUGAUUCUCAUUUAAAAAUGGGUGUACUAAACUUGUGGCAGAUUUUGGGUCCUGUUCAGCAACAUCAGGAAUUAUCAGAACUCAAGGGUCAGGUUUUGGCUGUGGAUCUCAGUAUAUGGGUGUGUGAGACACAAUGUGUUAAGCAGAUGCAAGGGAUUGUCUCUAAACCUUUUCUCAGGAACCUUUUUUUCCGAAUCCUUCAUCUGCUGCAGCUUGGUGUGCAUCUUGUGUUUGUGGUGGAAGGAGAAGCACCAGAUUUAAAAAAGGAUAUAAUGUGCAAACGUCAGGAGGCCAGAUUUCAUAGCAAACCUCAAGGUUUUAAAGGUCAAGGUCCUAGAGGAAGUGGAGGUAAAGGCAGCAGACGUAACUUCAAUGCUUGUCUCCGAGAGUGUUGUAGGAUGCUGGACUGCCUUGGUGUUCCGUACCUCCACAGCUAUGGGGAAGCCGAGGCCUUGUGUGCUGCCUUGGAUGCCGCUGGGCUUGUCGAUGGCUGUCUGACAAACGAUGGUGAUGCCUUCCUGUAUGGAGCCCGGACAGUUUAUAGGAACUUCACUAUGAACACCAAGGACCCACACGUGGAGAGUUACUCUAUGAGCAGUAUUGAAAGUCGUCUAGGACUGGACAGACAGAAGAUGGUUGCGAUUGCACUACUCCUUGGCUGUGACUAUUUACCGAAAGGAGUUCCAGGUGUUGGUGUAGAUAAAGCCACAAAACUGCUGACAACGUUACAGGGCUAUUCCAUUCUGGAUAGGUUCCACAAAUGGCGCCAGAUGUCUGAUGGUGAAUGUGUGGACCCCAUUGAAUCCCUAGUCAGAAAGAAGGCGUUGGCCCUGCCAGACUUCCCUCAGAUUCCAGUUAUCACUGAGUUUCUGACCUCCAAGGAUAAAUGUCCAUCUGCCAUAAAAAGCUGGAGCAGACCACAGAUAGCUGAACUUCAGAAGUUUGCCUUGGACAAGAUGGAAUGGGUCGUGGAGUACACCUUAGAGAAAGUGUUGCCAUUGGUUACACUGUGGGACAUGACGUUCAUAUGUAAGCAAGGCCAUUCUUCAGAUAGGCUGCUACAGCCUUUAAGGGUUGUGAAAUCCAGAACUAGACAAGGUGUCCAUUGUUACGAAGUGGAAUGGAACAAACCAGAGAGCGACACCCUGUCUCCCCAGGCUGUCUACACCACCAUAGAAACACAGGAUUUGUUCUCCAAGUGUUACCCAGAGUUAGUCCAGGAGUUUGAGAAACUUGUGGCUGCCAAAGUAACAAAAGGUAAAUCAAGGAAGAAGAAGGAUGUUGAACAUGACAGUGCUGUAGUAAAAAGUUCACAGAACCUUGAUGAGGAUUUGUGUGAAGCUGUGGGUAAUCUCAGUCUCACCACUGAUACACGAGGGAGUCAGCCAUCGAGGGGCGGAUCUAGUUCCCUAGGAAGGAAAGUUGAGAAAGAAAGAAUCCAACAGGAAAAUGUUAAACUAUUGACUCAACAACUUAGAGACACUGAGAAAGAGAUAAGAUACAGCACACAUGAUGAUGUAAAACUGAAUGAACAAGAAAGCCACACGGCCAGUAUGGUAAAGGGAACAGCUAGCCAACAAGAGGGGAAACUGAAGGUCACGCCAGAGGUCACAGUUGAUAGAUACAAUAAUUCGAAGAUCAAACUCCCUGACUUUACAUCAGAUUUAUCACUGCACACGAGAAGGAACACAGAGGAGCAUAAUAGAAAGGCAAUAACUGUGGACAUGUGUGAGAAAAAGGUGCAGGGAACAGAAAAACAAAAUCGCGUCCCAGACAUAAACAGGCGUUCAGAAGUGUCUACAGCAGUCAUGAUAAGUAAGCAAGACACCGGUGUAACUGAGGAGGAAUGUAGUGAUGAUGAGGAGGAGCAGGCUUACAUACCACUGUCUCAACGAGUGCAGAUUAAUCUAAAGGUGGCACUCAAAAAGAAACAUAAAGCUUCAACAAAAGCCAAGAAUUUCAGCAUCCGAUCAGAAAACUUGGAUGUGUCAGGGCUUUGUACAAUGCUUGGCUCUGUCAAAGGAUCACAACAACUACCAACCAAACUAGCAAUCACAUCAACUCAGCCAGACCAAGACACAGAAGGAAUGUGUGACAAAGUGGAGGCUCAUUUACCUAAUCCUGUUACAUCAACAAGCCGUGGAGUCAGUAAAGAACAAGACAAAGACAAGAUGAUGUCCGAUAAAAGUUGUACACUAGGCACAGCACAAAAGUCAUAUCCAGAUAAAACGUUAUUGAAUGUGGAGGGAGUAAGACAGACAUUCAAAGAUCGCUUGUAUUCAAGGUUGAGCGUGAAGAGUGUUAAUAGUGUGAAAUCAAGGAGAGGCCGCAUCUGUUUGAAGGAACAGAAAUCAUGUGUGGAAAACCAGGAUCUACAACAUUGUGAAAUAUUGACAAAGGAGGAGAAUACCAAACUAUUCAGGCUUGGAACAGUUUCAACCAGAGAGGAGGAUAUCCAGAUACACAAUAGAAACUUAGUGUCUGGUCGCCAUGUUACUGAUGUCGUCGAACAACAGUAGUAUGGAUUCAUAUUCUGUAUCUGGGAUAGAACAGCUUACACCUAGGAAGUUAGUUGAUGUGAUGGACACAGAAGUCAUGGCACCACCUUCAGGCUCUAGAGUGACACAUGGACAGCAAGGCACAGUCCAGAUCAACCUCCCUGAUAUCUCAAAGUUGUCCCCCUCUGUAUCACGCAAUCUAAACAGUAGUCCGAAUUGUAGUCAAGACCUCUUUAAUUUAACUGAUUUUAGCUGUGUAGAGAAAAUCAAUUUUACAAUUUCAACACCCACUCCUUGUAGAACCUGUAACCAUCAAAUGUCUUGUAGAAGUGAUCACAGCAUGUCGACGCCCAUCAGUAACAGCAACCAACAUCGUCUAAACAACUGUGGACCAGUACAGGAAACACCAUGCACAACAGAGAUGCAAGCAAAUUGCCAUCGGCCUGUUAUAGACGAGAAAAGUUUAACAGAAAGUCCUCACAGUGUACUUCACUACAAUGAGUCGUUAAACUUGACAGGCAAUCAAAGUGUCACAGAAUUUGGCAAUUUUCAGAUUGAGUCAUCCAUUCUGAGAAAUAUGGACAGAAGUCACCAAGUGAGUGCGGAUCAAUCACAGGACAUCUCAAGCUUGGGUGACCUCUCACAUAAUUACUCAUCCAGUUUAGGAAAAAAUGAAACACAAAACCAGGAUAUUGUUUUGCAGAAGUUUGAAACUAAAGGACAGCCACCAGAUGCUUUUUUGAAGAAAACAUGUGUUUCAGAUCACUCGCACUUGUUAUCAACAGACACAGAAUGUAAAGAAGUGCAAGGCCAUCAUUACCCUGGAUAUAGAGAUCAGGAAGAAUGUUUAGCUGGCUGUGUACACAGCGGUGCUGAUGGACAUGAGGAUGCCUCGUACAAUACACGUCUUGAUGGUAACAACAAGGGAAGUAUGUCUUGCUCUCCACAGUACACGGCAAAAUCACCAGAUUCCCAAAGUAAUCCUGGACACCAUAGCUCUGGCUACACUAGCAUGGAUGAUAGUGUGGCAUUCAAGUUAGUUGAUAGUAAAGGUGACCAUUUGCCAUCAACAGAAAAUGUGAAGGGUGACAGAGUGAAGCUGCAGGGUUUAGCAUCACUCACAACCCACAGAACUGCUAGUCUGUUAGACAUUGGUGGAAAACACAGAAACAAACCUGAUGUCAGAUCAGAGUCCCACACAAACUAUCCUCAGUGUACAUCAGGACAUUUGGUGUCAAAAUACAGCAGCGAACCAGCAUCUACUGCCCAGUGUACUGUUAGGGCAGGGAAUAGACACACAGAUACACUGGACAGGAGACUGGAGGGAAAGCUCACCAGUCACGUGGCCAGUGUGUCUGUACCUUUACCAUCCAUAAAA
Molecule: messenger RNA, 4234 nt
Organism: Mizuhopecten yessoensis (Yesso scallop)
Lineage: Eukaryota; Metazoa; Mollusca; Bivalvia; Pectinida; Pectinidae
Product: flap endonuclease GEN homolog 1-like
Exons: 13
Coding region: 376-2877 (833 amino acids)
Molecular function (GO): four-way junction DNA binding; 5'-flap endonuclease activity
Source: RefSeq, a predicted model, not a curated record